Molecule: messenger RNA, 723 nt
Organism: Cornus florida
Lineage: Eukaryota; Viridiplantae; Streptophyta; Magnoliopsida; Cornales; Cornaceae
Exons: 2
Coding region: 1-723 (240 amino acids)
Source: RefSeq, a predicted model, not a curated record
AUGACCUCCACAACUACGAUUCCUGAUACGCCUGAAAGACCUCUUAGAGUCAUCAAUACUCUUGACCAAGAAAUUGGUACUGAUACUAAAAUUGAUGAAAUUACUGAGGUCUUCCAGAACCAACACGUUAAUACUUUAGAACCAACUUCUUCUCGAAACUACUAUCCCAGGCCAACUUUCCCUGACCUCCAGAUCGAAGAACGAGGCCAGUUUUCCCAAGCUGCUUAUCAUGGUGGAACAAUUAUCAAAAUAGAAGAAGGUGCAGAUAUAGAAGAUGCAGUUGCUACUCUCAUUUUCUCUAUCGCCAAACAAUUCCUCAGUGACCUCUCAAUUGUUAGAGACAAGACCUCAGAAAUUCUAGCCAACCUUCGAUGUCGCAAACUUCAGGAUUUCAGAUGGUACAAGGAUGUCUUCCUCUCAAAGGUCCUCACUAGGACUGAUUGUAACCAAGCCUUUUGGAAAGAAAAGUUCAUUGCUGGACUCCCCAAUCUUUUUGCUGAGAUAAUUCGCAAGCAAUUCAGAUCAAAACACAAUGGCCAUAUUCCUUAUGACUCCCUCACCUAUGGUGACAUCAUCAGUACCAUCACAGCUGAAGGAAUUGCUCUCUGCACCUAUUUCAAACUCCAACAACAAAUCAAGCAUGAGAAUGCCACUAGCAGAAAGGAAUUAGGAACUUUUUGCCAACAAUUCGGCUUCGAAAACCUAACCCCUCCUUCCAAAUGA